AUGGAUGGAACUUGGGUUCUUAUUUUGCUAGCUUUGGUAAUGUUAAUUGGGUCAUAUGUGGCUGGAAGUAUACCCCUAAAUGUGAAUAUGUCUGAGGAUAAACUCCAAAAAGUCACAGUGUUCGGAGCAGGUUUACUUGUUGGUACCGCUCUAGCGGUGAUUAUACCAGAGGGUGUUCGUUCACUAUUCAGUGAGAGAUCUAUGCCGACAAUUGUUACUAAAGACUACACAGCAGAACCGCCAGGCCAUGACGAUGAUCUUCAUUCAGUCAUUGGAAUAUCAUUAGUUUUAGGAUUCGUGUUCAUGUUGCUGGUUGAUCAGAUGUCGUCGAGAUUCAACGAUUCCACCAACCCAGUGGAGAAAAAUGUCACAGCUACUGUCGGCCUAGUAGUGCAUGCGGCUGCUGACGGGAUUGCUUUAGGCGCUGCUGCGACCACGUCACACGCGGAUGUAGAACUGAUAGUGUUCCUGGCCAUCAUGUUGCAUAAGGCACCUGCUGCGUUUGGACUUGUCACUUUCUUAUUGCACGCCGGUUUGGAUAGGAAUCGGAUUCGUAAACAUUUGUUGAUAUUCUCGUGUUCGGCCCCCCUUCUUGCCAUGUUGACGUACUUCGGUAUUGGCAAUGAAAGCAAACAGACUCUGAGCGAUUUCAACGCCACUGGUAUAGCUAUGUUAUUCUCGGCAGGUACGUUUUUGUACGUUGCAACUGUACACGUGUUACCAGAACUCACACACAAACAUUCCCACACUCACACACUCUUACCCGUCCAAGAAGGUGUGUUACCAAAAAAAGGUUUUGGUGGUUUGCAAUUCUGCGAAAUGUUAAUAUUAACUGUUGGUGCCCUUUUACCAUUACUAUUAACUAUGGGGCAUAAGCAUUAA
Diatraea saccharalis (sugarcane borer) is the source of this 882-nucleotide messenger RNA. NCBI's taxonomy places the organism in Eukaryota, Metazoa, Arthropoda, Insecta, Lepidoptera, Crambidae. The record is from the annotation of a GenBank genome assembly.